UAUGCGCAUGGGCGGAGAAACUGCCGCUGUGCGCUGUUAUUAUUGUAAGAGUAAUUUCUUUUUUACGAAAAUGGCGUCUAGUCAGGGAGGUGUGGGAGCUGUCACGGCUCUACAAAGCCAUCACUAUUCCAGCGGACCUCACUGGAGCCCGGGCGUCAGCCAGUUUCAGCACCAGCAGCAGCAGCACCACACGGCCCGCAGCCUGGACCGGGCUCUGGAUGAUGCCGUGUGCUCGGGGAUACUGAACCUGAGCGGUAGGAAGCUGAGAGAGUACCCGGGGAUGAGCUACGAUCUGACCGAUACAACACAAGCAGAUUUGUCCAAGAAUCGCCUCACAGAAAUCCCUCCAGAAGUAUGUCUGUUUGCCCCCCUCGAGUCUCUCAACCUCUACCACAAUUGCAUCAAGUGCAUCCCAGAAGCUAUCAUCAAUCUGCAGAUGCUGACUUAUCUUGACAUCAGUCGAAAUCUCCUGUCAGUUUUGCCAAAAUACCUGUUCAACCUCCCCCUCAAAGUUCUGCUUGUGAGCAACAACAAGCUUGUAUCCAUCCCUGAGGAGAUCGGCAAGGCCAAAGAGUUGAUGGAACUGGACGUAAGCUGUAAUGAGAUCCAAGUGCUGCCAACUCAGGUGGGGAGGCUUCAAGCCUUACGAGAACUCAACAUCAGGAAGAACUGUCUUCACAUGCUGCCUGAGGAGUUGGCUGACCUGCCUCUCAUCCGACUUGACUUCUCCUGCAAUAAGAUCACAGAGAUUCCUCCAGCCUAUAGGAAACUCAGGCAGCUGCAGCACAUCAUCCUAGACAACAAUCCUAUGCAGUCUCCUCCCGCACAGAUUUGUCUCAAGGGUAAGGUGCACAUAUUCAAGUACCUGAACAUCCAGGCGUGUAGGAUGGACAAGAAACCGGACACCCUGGACCUCCCUUCUCUUGGCAAGCGUUGCCUUCCGCAGCCUCUUACAGAUAGCAUGGAAGAUUUUUAUCCCAGUAAGAAUCACGGGCCUGACUCUGGAAUUGGUAGUGACAAUGGUGACAAGAGGCUGUCAACAACAGAGCCCUCAGACGACGACACUGUCAGCCUGCACUCUCAGGUCUCAGAGACAGCCCGUGCUGACGCCCUCUCUCUCCUCUCCAAAAUGGACUCUUGCAAAGAUCAGGAUCUGUAUGACUUUAUAGAGCCCAACCCCGAUGAGGAUCCUGCUCUGUCAGAGUGUGAUGGGCAGCAGAGCAGUCACGUGUCUUGUAUAAAGGAACUGGAGAAAGUUCUUAAUAUGUCUCACCAAAGCAAAGAUAAAGACAGCUGGAAAGAGGAGUCAGGUUCUGACAAGGAGCAGCUAGUUGAGGAAGAGGAUGAUGAGCUGAAGGAAGUGCUAGAUCUGAGGAAGAUUGCCGUGCAACUCUUGCAGCAGGAGCAGCAGAACAGACGACGGUCCUUAAUUUGCAGAGCAGAGAGUCUUAUUCACCGACGGAGAGUGACGGGCCGGGCACACAGGUUCCUAAGUCACUCUGGAAGCUCCAGCAGCAAACCAAGGCCCCCACCUCAGACUGCUCGAAGUGCUUCUCUGGAUGAAGGAAGUAGUGGAGCAUCAGUGCUAAGUGGACAGGUACAAACAGUUUGUGUCUCACAUUCCUUGUGUGAUAUUUCCUCUUUGGAGUGUGCCCAGAAUUACUCUAAUUUUAACUCUCUGCUUUUUUUAAAGCCAUCUUCUUCCUGCUCCUUUGAUGGCAGUCUGAAGACAGAUCAGUCAGAUUCUGAGCCGAAGUGGCCCGAAGUCCCGCCCGUCCUCAAUCAGAAUGAGGACCGCAGGAGGAACAAAUACCUGAGAAAAGAUUAUCUAAAGUACAAGUGUCAGAGUGCUCGGAAAAACUCCAGCGGCAAUGAUGACUGCGAGGAGGGCUUGCGCAACACUGAUUUCAGCACCACUUUGACAGUGUUUGGACUCAAACCAAGAUCAGCCUUCACCAGAGGAAGCCGUCAGGAGUACAGCUCCACUGACCCCAGUUUCACCAUGAGGAGGAAGAUGGAGCACUUGAGAGAGGAAAUGGAACAGAUAGGACUCUUACGGCAGAACAUUGAGUCCAGGCUGAAGGUGUUGCUUCCAGAUGAUGUUGGAGCUGCUCUAAUGGAUGGAGUUGUCCUUUGCCAUUUAGCCAAUCACAUUUGUCCUCGGUCUGUUGCCAGCAUCCAUGUACCAUCACCUGCAGUGCCAAAGCUUAGCAUGGCUAAAUGCCGUAGGAAUGUGGAGAACUUCUUGGAUGCCUGUAAGAAGCUGGGUGUACCACAGGACAAGCUUUGUCUGCCCCAUCACAUCCUAGAGGAGCGCGGUUUGGUGAAGGUUGGUGUGACCGUCCAGGCUCUGCUGGACCUACCCGCGUUGAAACCCACACAACUGUCAGCUGUUUGACACAAGCCUGAAUGUUGUCGUCCGACCUGCAGCAGUCAUCCGGCCAACCCCUGCCCCCAGCCUGAACCCGCACCCUAUCGCCAGGGACCGGAGAGCCCCUCGGGGUGAGGACCCACUGGGCGGUGGGGUUUGAGGGAGUCUGCUUCUUGCCUGACUGAAACAGGAGACAGGAGCCUGAAGUAACCUCUGUCUCCUCAUAUGAUGUCAGCUGCUGCCCACUUCCUGUCCAUCGCAUUUCCAUUUGUAUCCUGUUCUAGUUACUGGGGUCAUCCUGUAUGUGUGUGGACUUGCAACGUGACUGUGUGUUUCCUGAGCUGCACAGUUUGAACUUGGAGAGACAGAUGAGACAAAGGGUCUGCAGAUAGACCUAUGCAUUCCCCUCAACAAGCUCAGUGAUUAUUGAGCCUGCAAGUGCCAGUGCCGAUAACAUUUCCAUGCGGGUGCUGGACGCAUCGGCAGUGAGGAGGUGACAGACAUGUAACUCACUCUUUCACUUAAGAGACCUAAGCUGCAUGCUAGCCUCACAAACCCUAAACCACUGACUGACCGACUCGAGUGGUUCUUACACUCUUGAGUUCCCCUUCUUUUUUGUGUCAUUGAUUUUUCUCAUGAAAAUUCAUCUUUGAAUUUAUUAUUGUUCUGUUUUUUACACAGUUUGCAUCAGGUCCCUACGAUACCUUUUUUUCAGCAGCCAAGCCUGAUUCUUCAGUACUGUUGAUUAAUUUGCCAAGUAUUGCAUUUGAGCAUUUACCACCUCCUCUGCUUGUUGAGGAAGAAGGCUUGCCUCUGAAAAGAAACAAGUAAUUGAUGUGACAGCUUUCGAGAAGUCACGCAACAGUAGACAUUCUGCCUGUUUUCAAACGGGUGCGGUUUUGACAUCUUUAAACAACUGUACGAAUCAUGCGCUCUUUCUCAAUAUAAAACCUGCAUGCACCAGGAGAGGUGACAUUUGACCACUGUGAGAACAUGUUUGGCUGUUGCCAAAAGCAUGAAGAUCCUGUUUUGUAGCAUUUUUCCAGUGUACAUGCAAGAUUUCUGUUUUUGAAAAAUGGUAUUCUAACUUUUCUAAAGGUUUUAUACUUUCCUCCCAGUCAUUGCUAAUUACCGCUUGUCAUUCGGUUCAGAGAACGGGUUAGCCGCGUUAUAUUCAAAGCUGUUUUUAUUCCUUUGCAUAUACUAGCAAAUGAAACAUGUUUAUACUGUAUGUGUUUGUGAGUGGAGGAGUCUGAGUGAUGGGCCUCUGGAUCAGAAAGUGGCUCAAUGCUGCCUAGAGGUAAUCACUCUUGCAAACCCUUCAAACACACAGCAUGGUCUUAUCUUACUGCCAGGCCACCCUGCUGUAUGUGGUUUCUGAUACAGUUCAUUAUUUCAGGGAAAUGAAAUUAUUUAUGUAUUUAUUCAAUUGUUUUAUAUUUAUAUGUUGUUGCUUUGUGUGGCUCAACCCUGAUGGGCUGUUCAGGUGCGGCUGAACAGUUAGAUCUCACCUGUUUUCUGUGUGUAGUUUUUCAAAUUGGUUGGCACCAAAGUAACAUGAGAAUUGCCAUGAGAAAUAGCAUAUUUUCGCACUGUUUAUCAAAAGAGCUGACAGCAGUGUUGACAGCAUAAAAUGUUCCUACAUAUGAGAAGCUUAAUUCUGUCACAAACAUUGUGCAAGACUGAAUUUAUUUAUCUGAAUUUAUUUACUUUUAAAACUGAAAAUUCAAGUUAUGUGCCAGUGAAACAGAUUUGUCACCUGCUCAUCUAAUCAUGUCAUUUUUACCUUUAUUUUGAAUCAAUUUGUCAGUAGUUCCUUAUCUGUGAAUCAGUUUGUCUGCAGGGCAAUAUCAGUCUUCUUGUCAGGCAGUUGGCAUGCAAGUCCCUUUUUUUGGAUAGGAUUAAACUCCAUCAGGCAGCUGUGGGAUAUAAUUCAUUUUAAAAUCAAUCCUCACAGAUUCACUGAACUUGAAAAGGCGUGUAGUUUCCUUGCACAGAACACCAUUUUAUGUGGAGGAUGGUACUGUGCGUGAAUAAAACUGAGGACAUGAGGACUCACAUGGCCACAGUAUACUGUAUUUUAAAACGCACACCUGAAGGGAAGCUGAGGAUUUCGUGACCUGUAUUGAUCCUUAUCAGUGAUAUAUUGACAAAGCAUUGAUAUGCCAUCAAUUAAAGCAACACUAUGUAACUAUUUUAAAAAAGAACAAUUACAAUGUAUCUUUGGUGAGCGGGUGCUGAGUGAUAGUCAGCUGCUCAAACUGCAGGAAUCACGCCCAGUAAGUUCAAGAAUAAUGCAGAACUGUAGAGGAGUUAAAAAGACGUAGAAAUCAUUAAAGAUCAGCCCUUAAAAUAUAGAUGGAGUUUUUGUGUUUGUUACAGCAACAGUACAGGGGUUGGGAGCAGUAUAGACUGUUGGAGUUCAGUGAGUGGGACUAAGCACUUAGAGCUCUGGUCAAGCAAUUGAUAGUGUAACUCUCUGCUCCGAUUCAGAGUUUACCACUUGUGGCUGCAGAGGGCGCUGUUGCUCAGCAAAAGUUACACAGUGUUGCUUUAAAUGUCCAUUAAAUGACCUCAGGCUGAUAGUUUUUGAUGUCUUGUAAAGAUGUAGCAAAUUAUUUGUUGCAAAAACACCUUCUUGUGUCAUCAUGUGAAACUGCAUUGCAACAUGUAAAAGUAGGAGAUAUUGUGCCCUAAAGGGGGGGAUAUCUUUAAUGAUUUCAUAAGUUUAUUGAAUUCACAUGUAAUGUUUUUCUUUUCAACCAAUGAAUUAUAGGUUUAGUUUAGACCACACACACAAGUCUGUGGUCUACUGAGAUGCUUGAUGCUUAAUUAACUUACUCUGCCAUGACUGGCAUGAAUUAGCUUUUCACCGGCAUUGCUUUGCUCCUUAUAGUACAAACAUCACUUUGGUCAGAUGUCCCUAUUUGAAAACUGUUUGUGAGAACCUCUGCUUCCUCUGAAUUGGUUGUAGCAGCUGAUAUUGUGCCAGCAUAUUCCAAAGAACAGAUACUGCAGAGAUAAAAAAAAAAAUUCAUGGCUUCCAGUUAACCAGGCCUCGAUUGUAGAAUAUGCACAAAUUAUCACAGAGUCACAUGUCGCACAUUUUUCUUGUUCACAAAAUCCUAGUGAGUGAACAUUAUUGCCUCUGGAAAUACCCACAUCCAUUACACUGUUUUCUGCUACUGCACAGAGGUUAUCUUUUAUGGUCCUGGCUACCAUAUAUUUAACAGAGAACAGCAUCUAUGGAACAUAUUAAUUCAUCAUGUUAUAAAAUGUUCAUCUAUUAUGAAACACUGGCAGAUCAUUUGAAAAAUAACCUCAAAAUUUGUAGCACACAGCGCCAUGUUAGCAUUUCAGAAGCUGGCUACAUGUGAAGGACAUGAGACACAAAGGAAAGAAAUUAUGAUGCUGAUGGCAGCAUUGUAAAUUCUCAUGAUCUUCAUCAGUCUAAAAUUACAGGUUGGGAGACAAUAAAAUGAUGAGUAACCUACCUCGGGUUUGCUUUUCAAAUAUUGGGCGUUUAAAAUGGUUACGUGUGCCUAAAAAUGAUGUUAACUGCCAUAAGUUAUUGUAUGUAUGCACUACUGUCUUAUGUUUUAUGUGUCAUUGCACAGAUUCAGUUCUCUGAGUUUUCCAGAUGACACACAGUUGAUUUAUGUUUUGGAGUAAGAUGAGUGAAAAACUGAAAAGAAUCAUGAUGAAUCAUGAUGCGUUUUUCGCCACGCUGGCACCAAAUGAGUCAAGGCACAAUAGGAAGAAAGGGAGUAGCUUGCAUAACCGCCAUACAGUAAGUGGUGACUGUUGUGGUCUAAGUCAGAAAAGUGACUCAUGUCACGGGAAGAAUAGUCCAAACAGCUUGAAAUUAUCUCUCCUGAGGACUGAGGCUGAGCCCUCUGAUAACAAGUAUUACCAUCUGUUAACACCAGAAUGACUGUGAGCUUCCAUCUAGGUUUUAUUAUCUUUAAGGGGGAAUAAAAUGGUAGUUCCAGAUAACUCUUUUCUCUACAAGGUGUGGCAAACUCAAAAGCUGGAGAUAGAAUUACACACCCUGAAAGCUCUUUGUGCUUGUAACAGUGGCAGCUAACAGCUGUGGGACACUGCCGGACUUGCUAUACAUGACUCAUGCCUCGUUUAUUUAUUUACUUUUGCAUAUCCACAGUGACAGGCGAUGUAUGCCAGGGCAUGUUAUGUCUCCCUUUGUGUAGUUAGUCAAGCAAGGAGCGGCUUUUGUAACCUUCUUCCAUUUUUAAUCUUGUGAAUUGCCAUUAUCAUGGAUUCCCUCACUAAUUCACACACAUGCAGGCACAUGCAGUCUGGAGCUGGUAAUUUGUUAUGAUGCCAAUUGCUAAGAAGUGUUUUAGUUAUACACCCUUAAGUCCUAUACAAUACCAUGUGGGCAUGGGGCUGUCCCCCCUUUUUAUCAUGUCUAUGCGAGUGAGCACAUCACAGUGAUGGGUGUGUGGUUUCCACCAGGUCUAAAAGGUAAAAUGACUUAUUGGCCUCUGUUUGUAUUCAGUGGAACUGCUCCCAACACUGAUGCCUUAUUCUUGUUUUACCUGCAAACUACUGUAUGUCAUGGUGCCCUAUCAAUUAUUAUUUUUACUGUAAAUGAACCCAGUGCCAAAUCACAAUGGCAUGCCUUUCAUCGCAGCCUUCGGCAAAAGCAUUGUUGUAGCCCUUUCAACUCUUUUAGACAGCUGGUGGAUCUCUUAAUGAUGAGACACACAUACGCAUGCACACACACUACUCCUGCAGAACUUGCAUUAACAGUAAUCAGAUGGCUUGUGUACAGAAUAUUUAACACAUACACAUGCUCUGGUGAUUUUACUGUAUGUUCAGCAAGUCUUUGUUCUAUGGUCCGGUUCACAGUUAUCUUAAAACAACAGUCACAUGCUUGUAUGCUUUCAGUGGCUGUAAUCUUUCCCCACAUUUAUAGUGGCUAAGCUAGUGUGAGGCUUCAGCGGUCUGGUUCAGAUAAAACACAUCUUCUAAAUGGAGUCAAUUUACAGUGAGAUUUUUCUCUUACAGGAGAGCGUUUCAUAGCUGAGUUGCAGUGGAAAAAGAGAUUUCCUCAGGGCCAGUUUGGGCUGGAAGAGUGAUUGAACAGACUGAUAAUUCUCUCAAGACACAUAUGAGUACAUGAGUAUUGUUUUAGGACAGACUUGGAAAAAUGUGAACCUGUCCUCGAAAAGGUUUGCCCUGCUUGGAGGAGGCAGAAAUCAAACAGUAUGUGAAACUUCUGUAGGUCAAAAGUUGUACCCGACUGUUAUUUUUAAACAUUAAUGUGUCUCGUCAUCUGUGAACAUAGUGUUUUACCUCAAGAAAAGUUCUCUCCAGUUCUUUGUUAUUUUAUUGUUUUGUUGUACAGAUGCAACUAAUUGACAGAGGGUAUUUUAUGAGGCUUGGAGGCAAGUUUGCGUGUUUUUGAGGAAGAGCAAUGUAAAGACUGUUUUGCAUUUGGCUUUUCGUGACUCUCCCUUUACAACACACACACAACAAAACUUAAUGAACAUUCUUCAACAUGUUGUCAAACUGGCACAUCAUUUUCUACAGGCAGUGGUGCUGAUCUAUACUACAUAAUGUGUGUGAUAAAUCCAUUGCACUAAUUACAUCUACCUGUGAUUGGUUUAUGUGCCACAACAGAUAUCAGGAACUUUGCUUGUUAUGAUUUAUGCGCUUGUCAUCUCAUCCAAAGAAAACAGUGCAAAAGUGAGUCAUGUCUAACUACUACACUGCCGAGAAAAUCCAAACUCAUGUAUACAAGCUUUUUGUAUUUUAAAACAAGUCAAAUGCAUGCGAGAGAAUGACUGAACCUGUACAUAUCAUCUGUAUAAAUUCCAAGGUUUUCUUAAAAAUCAAACAUGACCAAUAUAAAAUAAAGUCAAAUCCUUUGCA
This is a messenger RNA of Lates calcarifer (barramundi perch), 8269 nucleotides long. RefSeq names its product leucine-rich repeats and calponin homology (CH) domain containing 2 (gene lrch2). Lineage: Eukaryota; Metazoa; Chordata; Actinopteri; Centropomidae. Gene Ontology annotation, molecular function: protein binding. The record is from RefSeq and is a predicted model, not a curated record. Bases 2 to 2398 code for a protein of 798 amino acids. The transcript has 20 exons.